Molecule: messenger RNA, 1083 nt
Organism: Osmia lignaria (orchard mason bee)
Lineage: Eukaryota; Metazoa; Arthropoda; Insecta; Hymenoptera; Megachilidae
Biological process (GO): regulation of transcription by RNA polymerase II
Cellular component (GO): nucleus
Molecular function (GO): DNA-binding transcription factor activity, RNA polymerase II-specific; RNA polymerase II cis-regulatory region sequence-specific DNA binding
Source: RefSeq, a predicted model, not a curated record
UCAACCAAAGGAUCAUCCAUCGAGAUGGAAACUCGUCACGCUAAUGGUAUACCGUCGGCGACGGAAACGGAGGCUGGACCAUCGAGCGGCGAGCAAUGCAGCGGUUCAAGCAACUCGCUGGACGACGCAGUGGGCAAACUACUUCAAGGUUACGAUUGGACCUUGCUUCCGGUCACUUCUCGCGCCGGAGGACGAAGGAGCGCUCACGUGAAACGUCCGAUGAACGCGUUCAUGGUUUGGGCCCAAGCGGCGAGACGCAGGUUGGCUGAUCAAUACCCUCAGCUUCACAAUGCCGAGUUAUCAAAGACGCUUGGAAAAUUGUGGAGAAUACUGAGCGACGGUGAGAAGCAACCGUUCAUCGAGGAAGCCGAGAGACUGAGGAACGCGCACAAAAAACAACAUCCGCAUUACAAGUAUCAACCGCGGCGACGGAAACCGAAACCGGAAGAGCAAAUGGGCAUCGUGAUGCAUCGGACUACGCUAUCGUCUUCGGCCACUUCGCUCGACUCUGCCAACUCGUCCGACUGCACGUACCCUCGUCUCUAUCCACCGGAUACCGGCAUGAAAACGUACGACAGACCGAGUUACCACGACACCAAAUCCACCUACGAUCUCUCCAGGUCUUCCUGGCCGAACGACUCGGCCAAGUACCCGAUGGAUCAUCCGAUGGACAAACCGUACGACGGUACGAGAUACGAGGCGAGCGUGGCCAAAAGCUACGUCGAGUCGAAGUGUUACGAGACCGUGAAAUACCACGACGUGUCCACCGUACCAAAGUAUCACGAAACGAUUCCAAAAUACUCGGAAUUACAGGCGAAAGCUUACGAUUUGCCAAAGUACCCGGACAGCUUGAAAUACGCGGCCGAUGUUACGAAUCCGACGAAACCAUACGCCUGUCUACACAGCCAAUAUUACUCAGCACCGUGUACAGAAGGGUACACCGUCCACGAGGAGAACGAUUAUCAAACGCAACCGGUAUCGAGCCAUUCGUUUUAUCCGUACAUUUCCGCGUCCAUGAGCCAACCGCCUUACUACAUGGGACCUAGGUAGAAUUUUCUCCUUAUUUUCUUUUCGCAACUUUCU